Molecule: messenger RNA, 973 nt
Organism: Schizosaccharomyces octosporus yFS286
Lineage: Eukaryota; Fungi; Ascomycota; Schizosaccharomycetes; Schizosaccharomycetales; Schizosaccharomycetaceae
Exons: 3
Coding region: 221-643 (140 amino acids)
Source: RefSeq, a predicted model, not a curated record
UACUGAUUCUGUUUAUAAGUCGAGUAUGUGGUUAGGUCUAUGUAAACAAACAAUCGAAGAAGCAGUAUAAAAGGUAUGGGUUUUUAUUUAUACUUUACAACAUAAACAUAAAGUGCCUAACAAAUUUUGUUAUAGUAAAAAGGAAACUGAUUAGUAUACUUAUUUUGGAGGUUUUACAUAUCAAUUAUUUCACGUAGUAUCUUUAUGACAGAUACGUCCAAUGGAAAAAUCAACUUGUGCCAACUCAUUGUCAAGGCAUAUCAUAAAGGAAUCCGGAUUCUAUGCUCCUGUAAUGAAAACGAAGCAUAAACUUGCUUUAAAGGCCCAUGAGGAGUAUAUGCAAAGGCGGAACGCUGAGAGUCAGCAAAAUGCUCUUCGGUCAAAAUCUGCAGACGUAAAAGGAAACAAGAACAGUCAAAAGAAAUACCAAAUAUCCAAAUCUCAAUCUACCGCAAACGCGAAACAGCAGAAUUUUCGAUCAUCACCUCAUUAUCCUGAAUAUUUUAUGAAACAACCGGAACCAGCAUUGUCUAAUGGAAGCUUUAAACCGAAAUCAUCAAAGCAGAUUAAUUGUGUUUGGUAUCCACCUGCAUAUCCCAUAUCUCACCAAUAUGGGAUUCCCUACCCAUUGGCAUAUUAUUAAAGCGUCAACAAUUUUGAAAAGUUUCAAUUCUAUACCGCUUCCGUUUAGAGUAUAGCGUAAAGCAACCUUGUCUUUUUCUUUUUUUUUUCUUUUUCUAUUAUGUUAGCUUUUUAUGACCUUACAAAAUGUGCAAAAAUCCAUCUUUCUCACGUUGCAAUUGGUGAUGCCAAGUUAUUUCAAUUAUUAUCCUUUUUCUUUACACGGAUUAAUAUGGUUACAGUGCAUAGAAUGCUUAUACUCCUUCGGCAUUAUGUUUUCUGUUUUGUAUACUAAAUUCUAGAUAGUACUAAUUAAUAAAGCACAUUCAAUUAACGUAAUUUUAUUUUAUAU